Molecule: messenger RNA, 1767 nt
Organism: Pseudomyrmex gracilis
Lineage: Eukaryota; Metazoa; Arthropoda; Insecta; Hymenoptera; Formicidae
Gene: Arr2
Product: arrestin homolog
Exons: 7
Coding region: 90-1310 (406 amino acids)
Biological process (GO): signal transduction; G protein-coupled receptor internalization
Cellular component (GO): cytoplasm
Molecular function (GO): G protein-coupled receptor binding
Source: RefSeq, a predicted model, not a curated record
CCACUGUUAGGAAUGUGUCACUUCUGGGCGGGAAAUAAAUUUCUCUGCUAAAUCUCACACGUCCGGUUAGAAAAAAACAAAGUGCACAGAUGCUCCCGUUCCUGUUUUUGAUCGCCGUUGCAGCCAUCAAAGUAUUCAAGAAGACCACCCCUAAUGGGAAAGUUACGGUCUACUUGGGCAAAAGAGACUUCAUCGAUCAUCUAGACCACACCGAUCCCAUCGACGGCGUUAUCGUUGUCGAAAAUGACUAUCUUCAGGGGCGCAAAGUCUUCGGUCAGGUCAUCACAACCUACCGCUAUGGCCGAGAAGAAGACGAAGUUAUGGGAGUCAAAUUCAGCAAGGAACUGACAGUAGCAAGCGGUCAAUUAGUACCACUGAAGAAAGAAAAGCAGGAAACUACACCGAUUCAGGAGCGCUUGCUAAAGCGCCUGGGUCCGAACGCAUAUCCGUUCAUAUUCCAAUUCCCGCAAACAGCUCCUUGCUCGGUCACUCUACAACCUGGCGACGACGACCAAGGAAAACCAUUGGGAGUCGAGUACACCGUGAAAGUAUUCGUUGGCGAAAGCGAAGAAGACAAGGGACACAAAAGGUCCUCUGUAGCGUUAGCUAUCAAAAAACUACAGUACGCUCCGCCGUCGCGAGGCCGAAGACUUCCCAGCUCUUUGGUUUCCAAAGGAUUUACCUUCUCGCAAGGUAAAUUGAAUUUGGAAGUCACACUGGAUAAGGAGCUCUACUAUCAUGGCGAGAAAAUUGCGGCGAACGUCAUUAUCACAAACAAUUCGCGUAAAGCGGUUAAGAAUAUCAAGAUGUUCGUGGUACAACACUGCGAAGUGACAAUGGUAAACACCCAAUUUUCGCGGCAUGUAGCUAGUUUAGAGACACGCGAAGGCUGCCCGAUCACACCAGGCGCAUCUUUCACGAAACAAUUCUAUCUUGUGCCUUUGGCCAGCAGCAACAAAGAUCGGCAUGGCAUCGCUCUCGACGGACAUCUCAAAGACGAUGACGUAAAUCUUGCAUCUUCAACUCUAGUCACCGAGGGUAAGUGUCCGGCUGAAGCCAUGGGUAUCGUGAUUUCUUACUCUGUUCGAGUCAAAGUUAACUGCGGUACACUAGGCGGCGAGCUGAUCACCGAUGUUCCAUUCAAACUGAUGCAUCCAGCCCCUAAUGCUAAUGAAAAAGAAAAGGCUACGUUGAAGAAGAGCAAGAGCACUGAAAGAGCAAAAUACGAGAACUCUUGCUACGCCAACGAUGACGAUGAUAACAUCGUGUUCGAAGAUUUCGCUCGUUUGCGCUUGAAUGAACCGGAAUAAACUCAAAAUCGGUGCUUUUCGCACAGUUAAUUAUCUCAAAAGAAUCCUAAUAAUACUUGUAAUGAAUUUUUCUUUGUCUCGACAAUCUCGAAUUUACCUUCAUGUAAAUACAGAUAUUAUAAUAAAACGAUUCUAAAUUAUCUUAAACGCUCUUAAAAUUAAAUUUUAAUUUUUUAAAUAAUAUAUUUCUAACAUUCUUAAAGGAUUCUUUUGACAAGAUUUCUGGUGGAAUAAACUGUAUCAAGAAAACAAUAGAUAAAAAAAUUUUCAGAUUUUAAUUAUAUAAUAUUAUAUAAAAUAAUAUUAUAUAUAAAACCACACCAAAAUAAUUUAUAAAAAAAAAUACAAAAAAAGCGAAAAAAUAACUUUAAAUAAAACUCGUCUCGGAAUUUCCGUGCGAUAGUGGUGGUCGGACAGAAAUUCACUGUGAGACGAACCAAAAAAAAAAAAAAAAAAA